GUAGAUUUCAGAGCGAGAGUACGGUUCGCCCGGGACAAAUCCCUUCAUAGCCCCGCGUAAUCCGUCGAAAUCGCGUCUCGCGUCGAUUCCUUGCUCUCGACACGGGAAUCGUCUCGUUCAGUCGACACACGAUUGCAGGUACCAUGGCGAGACGCGCCUUGCUGCUAGUGUUACUCCUCUGCGCAAAUGCUCCCGGCCUAAACGCGAGGAAGGAUGAGGUCUGUUUCGGGGAGUUGCGCUGUAUCCCUUUGAGGGACUGUCCCAAGAGACCGCUGAAUCCAGAACCAGAUCCACGAGAAACGAUAAAUACUCAGUUUCUGUUCUUCUCUCGGGAAUCUUUCGGUGAAGAGCAGAAGAUUCCCGGCUACAAGAUCAAACGCGAUGUCCUGCUUAACACGAAGUUUGAUCCUGCGAGACGCACCAUGAUAAUCGUGCACGGCUGGAUUGACAAUGUUUUCCUGGGGAAGUGGAUGACGAUCAUGAAAGACGCUCUCCUUCGAAACGGAGAUUUCAACGUCAUCCUUGUGGACUGGACUGGAGGGAACGGUUUACCGUACACUCAAGCUUCGGUGAACACACGGCUUGUCGGUGCUGAGAUCGGGCUCCUUGUCACCAAACUAAUGGAAACUUUCGGUAUAUCCCCAUCGACCGUGCACGCCUACGGACACAGUCUCGGUGCGCAUGUCGUCGGCUUUGCCGGUAAAUGGCUGAAUGGAACCCUGGGGAGGAUAACCUCUCUCGAUCCCGCUGAGCCGCUGUUCGAAUUCUGCCCUCCGCAAGCGCGUCUUUCGAACACCGACGCUGAAUUCGUCGAAGUCGUCCACACGGACUCGUCUUCAUUCGUGCCUCAUUUGGGCCUUGGAAUGGAUCUCGCCGUCGGCGACGUAGAUUUUUAUCCCAAUGGCGGCCAACACAUGCCGGGAUGCAACCUAAACGAUCGUUUUGUCCGGAUCCAAGACAAAAACAUUCUCGAAGGCAUACGAACCGUCGCGGCCUGUAACCACAUGCGCGCAAUCGACUAUGUGAUUCAAUUCCUCGAAAACUCGGUCGUGAAUUCGACGUGUACGCCGAUUGCUUUCGCUUGUCAGAACUACGAGAUUUUCGAAAGAGGCUACUGUUCUGACUGUGGAAGCGAUGGCUCACGCUGCGCCGUCAUGAGCUUGGACGAUGCGAAUCAUAAUGGCGGGCUCCGGAAGAAGUCGAACGACCCUGUUCGAAUGUAUUUCAAAACGGGACCCAAGAGCCCUUUCUGUCUUCAUCACUACAAUAUCGAAAUGAAAAUGCUCAGGGAUCCCAAGAAAAGACUCCAAGAAGUCUCGGGUGACGUGACGAUAGAGAUCGCUAUGGCGAGAGGGAUAUCACGGAAAUUCGAACUCAAGCAGGAAAACGGUGAUGACUUCACGCCAGGAGCGGCGUACCGAUACCUUAUCACCUCCGAGAUACCCCUCGAGGACGUUAGUCACAUAACCCUCACUUAUCGGAGCAAGAAACUGCUCUUCGCACCGAAGCUCUCCGUGAAAUACCUGAAAUUCACUCCGAUGACGGCGACAAAAUCGAGGAUGGAUCUCAAGAAACUCAGCAAGUUCUUCUGCCCGAAAAUCAGCGCGGUGGAGAGCCGCUACCCUAGUAAAUUGAGAGAGGAAUUCUGCUAGCCGAAUACACACAUCGAUAUCAUCUGGAAACAGAAUAUCGGCCGGCUAGUGAAACAGCCACGUAAAGAUAACAGUUCACCCUUUAUUCCUCGAAAUCCAGAGUAGUUGAGAAUAAAUCGUUCGCAGAAAGUGUCGAAGAUACAUCGGCAUGGA
This is a messenger RNA of Galendromus occidentalis (western predatory mite), 1805 nucleotides long. RefSeq names its product pancreatic triacylglycerol lipase. Gene Ontology annotation, molecular function: triacylglycerol lipase activity. The transcript has 7 exons. Bases 144 to 1652 code for a protein of 502 amino acids. The record is from RefSeq and is a predicted model, not a curated record. Gene Ontology annotation, biological process: lipid catabolic process. Lineage: Eukaryota; Metazoa; Arthropoda; Arachnida; Mesostigmata; Phytoseiidae.